CGAUGGUGAAGAAGUUGCCACAGUUGUGGGACCUAUCAUUAGGAUUGUUUCUAUUCUUCUUUAAGAGAGGUUUGGCCAUUUUCUUUAAAUACAGCCAUCCUAGUAAACCAUUAUACACACAUAACAUGUAAAUGUCCAAUCAUCUGCACAUGUGUCAUCAUCUUUAAGAAAAAAGAGAGACAAAACAAAAGGUCCUGACUCCUGAUAUAGUAAAAGCCGAGAAAUUUGUCAUUUUUUUUGGUAUUGGCUUCAGGUAAAAUACUUACAGAACAACAGUUCACACACUCUCUUUUUAUUGGGUUUCCUUCACUAUUCAGCAACACUUUCAAUCUCAGCCAGAAAUUAUUACACAUUUAUAACUUGCAUAUAGUUUGUAAUCUUCAAGGGCUAGUGGGUAUAGUACUCUAGACUUUAGUAUUCUGGUGAUUAGUGUGGUUUCUUCUUUUCUAUAUUGUUUUCCCACUAACCUGCUAUAAUGUGCAACUGGAGAGUGUGUAUGGCUAUGAAACAUGUAUUGUUUCUAAUGGAUUCUCCAAUUAUGAACCAUAAUGAUACAUAGCAAUCUUUGCAAGACACCAUUAUUUCACAUUAUGAGACGGGAAGAAAACUGAGAUCUCUAGAAACUUUUUCCCCAUGUUUUUAUUAAUUAUUGCGAUCCCCAUAUAAAUUUCAAAAUGCAAAAAAGCUAAUCAUUGUCGUGAUUUUCAUGAUUAAUCAACAAAUCAUUAUGACCGAACAAAAGAUAACACUAACACAUGAUGUUAAACUAACGAUCAUGUACAAUCCAUUGUGUAUGUUAAUAUAAUUAAUUGCAGAUUCUUUUUGCUACAGUGUUCUUUUUUUGGUCUUCUUUCAUUUCCAUGUUAGUUUACACUCUUCCUACAUCCUUAUAAUUCAUUUUAAUUGCACAAACAAAAGAAAAAGUUGCCUUUUUUAAAAUCAUGAUAUUAGAGCAAAUCUGGUUAGUGAGAAUACAUAAAAGCCCAGAUUAGUGGCAUUGAUUGCGUUGAGCUCAAUUGCUGAUGGGAAUAAUUGUUACGUUAUUUGACGUUUGAUAAAAGGUUCCCUGAUAUAUAUUUGAUGGCUUUCAUGAAGUAAAUACCAGCGCAUUAAAUAAUGAAAUACUGUACGCGGGACUCUUUUCCACACAUGAACGAGAAUUUGUACAUACACACGCUUCAACACAUACGUGCUUGGUUAGCAUCGAACUCAUCCUGUUGGUCUGACAUGGUUAUUUUUACGUCUAGUUUAAGUAACACUUUGAAAAUUAUACGAUUAAUAUUAUUUAUAUAUACUCCAUAACUUAAUAUUCUAUCACACACGAUGAAACUGACAAAAUAAUACUUGCAGACACAAAAAAAAAAAGAAAGAGACAAAACAACAAAUGAGAUUGAUGGCGUGAGAUUGCUUUUUCGCUUUUUUCUGCUUUUGCUGGGCUCUUUAGGUUGGAAUCUUUGAAAAUCCAAUGCACAUCUUUACUUAUAUUUGAGUGUAUAUAAUACGAGGAGUGAAUAGUUUAUACUAUUAUUUUCUACCCGAGUUAGAUAUCUCACAUCUCUAUAUGACAUAUGUGUUAUCUCAUAUCUCUAUGGCCAAACCCAAGACGUUAAAUGGAUGAAACAAGCGUGUACUUUGGUAGCUGUAGAUAAAGAGACGACAUCAAAAAAAGAAGAAGAAAAACAAAAGAUCCAAAUACAAUGUUUUAGGAUUAGAAAACGCGAGCUAAUCUUUAAUAUCCAUAUAGGAUGUUACAUUUGACGUGUAGAAAUGACUAUACAUACCAUACUUCCAUGGAAGAAAUCAUCAAAAAACUAUACUAGCCCAAAAGAGUCGAUAGGUAGAUAGGUACUGUACAACAAUAUACAUAGUUCAACGUCGUAUAUGUACGUUGUUUAGCUUAGCCGACAGAUAGAAAGACAGUCUAGAAAACUCGUUUGUCAAGGUAAAUAAUCUAUCACUCACUGAUCACCCUUUGAUAUUUGACAUUAUAUACUGUACAUUAUUUUUUUAAAAAGGUUCAGAAUGCAAGUGAACCUUCUUUUUUCAACUAAUUAACAACGAUUUGCACAGAUUUUAUCUGACACCUGCACAAUCCAAAAUUUCCAGGCCCAUUGCAACUUUCAAUUCAAUCUAUUUAUUUAAUUUUUUUUUAAAGGAAAAAAAAGAUUUAGUAUAAUACAAAUAAUUAUAUAAUUUCCAUCUCUCGUCAUCUCCUUUCUCUUUCAAUGUCCGUUGAUAACAGACGAAUGCUUCAGACAAGAGAGUAAAAGAAGGAGGAUCAUUCAUCGUCGUUUUGUCUCAUGAAUCCCUCCACCGACCAAGUCCCCGUCGCCGCAGAGGAACUAGCUCCGCCGUCUCAACCGCAUCGCCUAUCCACAUCCUGCGAUGCUCACCCAGACGAGCGUUUUUCCGGUUUCUGCCCUUCGUGUCUCUGCGAACGUCUCUCGGUCUUAGAUCACAACGGCGCUCCGCCGCAGCCGUCGUCAUCUUCCCGGAAACCACCCACCAUCUCCACCGCAGCAUUGAAAGCUCUCUUCAAGCCCUCCAGUGGUAACAACAACAACAACGCCAGUGGAAACGGCCGGGUGCGAGGAGGUUUCUUCCCGGAGCUCCGGCGAAGCAAAUCGUUUUCAGCAAAGAACAACGAGGGAUUGUCCGGAGGGUUAGAGCCGCAGCGUCGGUCUUGCGACGUGAGGCUUCGUGAAGAAAACAGAAACCUUUCCACGAAAGAAGAGGAGGCUAGGAAGUCUAGCGUGAGUGAGGCAGUUGUGGAGGUGACUGAGGAAGAAAAUGGAAGCCAGUCUGAGAUUGUGAAUGAAAUUAUAGAGGAAAAAAGCGUUGAGGAGGAGGAGAAGCCAAUGAAGGAGUACAUGGAUCUGUAUCCGCCGACAAAGAAGCCCUCCUUGGCCGGUAGCUUCUUUUCGGCGGCCUCUGUUUUCAGCAAGAAGCUCCAGAAAUGGAGGCACAAGCACAAGAUCAAGAAGCCACGUGGCAGCCAAGUACAGUUGCCGGUUGAGAAGGCGAACAGAGGACAGCCUAGGGAUACGCAGUCGGAGAUCGCCGAUUACGGAUUCGGCCGGAGAUCUAGCGACACUGACCCUAGAUUCUCCCUCGACGCCGGUCGCAUUUCGGUGGACGAGCCAAGAGCGUCGUGGGAUGGGCAUUUGAUCGGCAGGACGGCGUUACCGCCGACGGCUAGGGUUCCUCCACCGCCGUCGAUGCUAUCAGUCGUGGAGAACGCGGCGCCAAUGCAGAAUCCUGUUGUGGAAGGAGAAUCCGACCCGAUAAUCAUAAUCCCAGGUGGAACGAGCCAAACCCGAGACUACUACACGGAAGCUCCGUCGAGGAGGCGGAAGAGCCUCGACAGAUCCAAUUCAAUUAAAAAAGCAGUGGAGGUCAAAUCGGUGGUGUCGUCGAAUUCGAGGGUUUCUCCGGCAGAGUCAUACUCCGUGGAGAAUCAGCAUGCUGAUAAGAAAUCUUCCAGACGAUGGGCAAAAUGGAGCAUGUUUGGUUUUAUCUACAGGAAAGGUGUUAGCAAGGACGAGGAAGAUGAUAGCUAUAGCCGUUCCAACAGCACCGGAAUGGUGGAGAGAUCUUUCUCCCAAUCAUGGCCGGAGCUGAGGAACGAAGGAGGAGGAGUAGGACCCAAGAUGAGGAGGAGUAACAGCAAUGUGAGCUGGAGGAGCUCCGGGGGAGGAUCGUCCAGGAAUAAUAAGAGUUGGAGGAAUUCUUCCAAGGAUGCAGACAACGGAAUGUUGAGGUUUUAUUUGACACCGAGUUGGAGGAAUGGCGGCAGUGGUGGCAGUGGCUGGGAGAAGACUGCGGCCAGGGCAAAUAGUCACGGUCACUCUAUAGCCAGGAGAGUCAUGAGGCUCUAUUGACCACCUGACAAUUUCCCUCUUCAUUUUUAUUUUUAAGUAUUGAGCUUAUUAUAUGUAUUCUGAGUUCUAGACCGAUGAUUCCUAUUCCAGAAUAACCCUUUGGAACCCAGUCCACCCACAGAAAUUAAGCUGCUGCUUCAUUAGUA
Brassica rapa (field mustard) is the source of this 4027-nucleotide messenger RNA. Its product is annotated as protein OCTOPUS-like. NCBI's taxonomy places the organism in Eukaryota, Viridiplantae, Streptophyta, Magnoliopsida, Brassicales, Brassicaceae. Gene Ontology annotation, cellular component: plasma membrane. The record is from RefSeq and is a predicted model, not a curated record.